CGCGCCCCGCCGUCGCCGUGACGGGCAGGCGAGAGGGGACGGAGUUGAUGGCGGCUGCGCGGUAGAGACGCUGGCCUCGCUGGAGCGCAGGGCUGGGCGGAGGCGAAAGGGACUGGCGGCGGCGGCGGCCCGUCGGGACGUCUUCGGCGCAGGCGGGGGUCACUGAAAAGGAAACUGAACAGCCUUCAACAGAGAUACGGUGACAUUUGAAGGAAAACAGAUUCUGCCUUUUUGACACAUCUGAGUGAAGUCGCCAAACAUGUCAGGAAUCAAAAGAACUAUAGAAGAGAUGGACCCAGACUACGAGGAGAUCUCGCAUGUACCUACAAAUAAACGUCAUAAAGCAGUUGAGCAGUCAGCACGAGAUGCUGCAGUACAGAAGAUUGAGGCAAUUAUUAAAGAGCAGUUUUCUGUAGAAAUGAAGAAUAAAGAACAUGAGAUUGAAGUCAUAGAUCAGCGCUUGAUUGAAGCAAGAAGAAUGAUGGAUAAACUGCGAGCCUGCAUUGUUGCAAACUACUAUGCUUCUGCUGGUCUUCUUAAAGUCGGAGAGGGAACCAAGACCUGUGAUCCUAUGGUUUUUAACCAUCCAUCUAUCAAGAGAUUUUUGGAAUCUCCCUCCAGAUCAUCAUCUCCUGCUAAUCAGGGGUCAGAAACUCUGUCAGUUAACCAUUCAGAGAGCGAAUCAUCCCAGCACAUGGAGUAUUUGAUGGGAAAGGACAAUGGCAGCCUGGAUGUAGAAGAGCGAUUAUCAAACAAGCUUGACCAGAGGCUGAGCAAGAAUUCUGGGCAGGGCACUUCUGGUGUUGCUAGAGGUCACAAAGGGGGCCUGAGAAAUGCUGGUCACUCAAAUGAUGAACAUUCGCGGCUGUUUGUGAAGAAAACCAUAGUAGUUGGCAAUGUCUCCAAGUACAUUCCUCCUGACAAGAGAGAAGAGAAUGACCAGUCCACUCAUAAAUGGAUGGUAUAUGUACGAGGUUCCCGAAGAGAACCCAGCAUUGAUCACUUUGUUAAGAAAGUCUGGUUCUUCCUUCAUCCCAGCUACAAACCUAACGAUCUUGUCGAAGUCAGAGAGCCUCCUUUCCACCUGACUAGACGGGGCUGGGGAGAGUUUCCUGUCAGGGUUCAGAUUCAUUUCAAAGACAGCCGGAACAAAAGAAUUGAUAUCAUACACCAUCUGAAGUUGGAUAGGACAUACACAGGUCUACAGACGCUAGGUGCUGAAACGGUGGUGGAUGUUGAAUUGCACCGGCAUUCUUUUAGAGAAGAGUAUGUCUUCUCCCAGUCUUCAGAUUCUGAUCUUUCUGAUGCCCCCACCUCGUUGCAUUUGCCAUUAAAUAUGCCAGCACCUGUAAAAGCAUCCUCACCAAUAAAGCAGAUGCAUGAAUCCAUUACGCAUACUUCUGUUGAGAAAGGGUUCAGAUCUGAAGCCGAAAGACAUACGACCUUCUAUUCCUUGCCAUCGUCUUUAGAACGGACUCCCACAAAGCUGGCUUCACAGAAAGUUACUUUUGGUUCUCACGGCAACUCAGCUUUUCAGCCAAUUGCUGCUAGUUGCAAAAUAGUGCCUCAGGGUCGAAUCCCAAGCCCUGCUGAGUCUCCGGGCAAGUCUUUUCAGCCCAUCACCAUGAGUUGCAAGAUUGUGUCAGGAUCUCCAAUAUCGACCCCAAGUCCUUCUCCACUACCUCGAACUCCAACUUCCACUCCAGUGCAUAUGAAGCAAGGGGCUACCACCCCUGUAGUCAAUAACCCUUACGUUAUUGUGGACAAGCCUGGUCAACCGGUUGGGGCAGCAGCCACCAGCACAGGUAGCCCUGGAAGUAAGGCUUCAAGUGUUUCUCAAGGGACAGCAUCUCCAGUAUCAAAGAUCCCUGGGAGCAGUUUGGUAACCUCCGCUGUCAAGCAAGAAGACUCUCUCUUUGCAACCAUGCCGCCUCUGUGUCCAAUUGGGAGUCACUCCAAGGUACAAAGUCCUAAAUCUGUGACCGGAGGAUUUGGAACAUUUACAAAGGUAAUAAUCAAGCAAGAGCCUGGAGAACCGCCCCAGCAGUCUCCAGCACCAGUGACUGGGACAACCUCUCAGACCUCAGUGCAGCAAUACGUUACGGUGAAAGGAAGUCACAUGAUUUCUUUGUCACCCCAGAAGCAGAUUGUGAGCACUGGAGAGGGAUCCACAUCAUCUAAGGUCAUUGGUGUUCCAGUCGGGUCUGCUUUACCCAAGCAAGCUGUGGCUAUCGGUGGCGGGCAGAUACUAGUAGCAAAAUCCAGCCCUUCAGUCACAAAGGCCAUUGGUGGAAAGCAAGUUGUAACGCAAGGAGUUGCAAAAGCAAUUGUGAGUGGCGGUGGAGGGACCAUCGUGGCUCAGCCUGUGCAGACUUUAACAAAAGCUCAGGUGCCCUCAGGAGCUCCCAAAAGUGGAACUCAAGGACCAGUGAUGGCAACAUUGCAACUUCCAGCCACGAAUCUGGCCAACUUGGCAAAUCUGCCCCCCGGGACUAAGCUGUACCUUACCACAAACAGCAAGAACCCUUCUGGGAAAGGAAAGCUGCUGCUUAUACCUCAAGGAGCCAUUCUGCGAGCCACAAAUAAUGCCAAUCUGCAGUCAGGCUCUUCAGCAAGUGGAGGUGGGGCAGCCCAAAGCACAAGUACUGGCUUAUCACAGCAUCUUACCUACACGUCCUACAUCCUCAAGCAAACACCACAGGGCACCUUUUUAGUUGGCCAGCCUUCUCACCAGAGUUCUGCGAAACAAGCAACAUCUGGAACAGUUGUGCAAGGGAACGCAAGUGCCGGGACACCAUCUGCACAAGGACACCAGGCGUUGAAAGUGAUAACGGGACACAAAACGGCAGCUCUGUUUGCACAGGCAGCUUCCAGUGGACAAGCAUCACUGAUGAAAAUAUCCGAUAAUACACUGAAAACCUUGCCAGCAUCGUCACAGCUCUCGAAACCUGGCACCACUGUGCUAAGAGUAUCUGGUGGAGUGAUCACUGCAGCGACAACGUCGUCCGUGACUCUGCCAACAAAUGGAGUUGCACAGCAAGCGGACAGUGCAAGUUCUAGCUCAUCUCCAGCGGCAGGCCCUGUAGUGAAGGCGUCUGGACAGCAGCCACAAGUUUCUGCCAACCAGGGGCAAGCAGCAUCGGCUGUGCCUAAUAAAACAAAUGCAUCUGCGGUUGUAAGCAUUGCUUCUUGGGUGGCUGCCCCAGCCCCAACCUCUGGGAAAACUGCAGUAUCAGGAUUGUUAAAGAUCCACUCCAGUCAAAAUAGUCCCCAGCAAGCUAUUUUGACGGUUCCCAGCCAACUCAAGCAACUUGGUGUGAGUGCUGCCUCUGGAGGAGUCCAAACAAUAUUGAUGCCCGUGAACAAAGUGAUACAAUCACUUUCAUCCAGCAAAGUAUCUGCUGUUACACCCGUAACCUCAACAAAUGCAGUUGUUCCAAGCCCUUCUGCAGUGUCUGUUGCAAAAGUUAAGCUGGAGCCUGAUUCAGCAGGGCAGAGCUGCAGUUCGCUUGUCUCCCAAGAUGGUCAGGUGACAGUGAAAGCAGAGGAAAGCUCUGAACUUGGAAACUAUGUCAUUGGGACAGAGUAUUUGGACAACCUCCAGCAACUUUUGACAGCAAUAGUAAAGAAAGUGCCAUUGAUUGCUGAGAGAACUGAAGAUGCCAACUCUUAUUGUGCCAGUUCUGUGGAACAAUAUUAUAGCUGGAAUAUUGGAAAACGGAGAGCUGCAGAGUGGCAACGAGCACUGACAAUAAGGAAGAUCCUCCAAGAAAUCAUAGAGAAACACCCAAAAUUUCACAGCAUUGCCCCCUUGAAAACAAAGCAGGUUGUAAAUUGGUGUCGCUCCCGUGGCUACACACCACCUGACCCGGAAACUCUGAGGAAUGAAGAUUCCAUAGAAGAUGUGCUGACACAAAUAGACAACGAGCCAGAAUGCUCAUCUUCUUACACCACUGGGGAAGAACUAUGUCGAAAGCUGGAAGAGCUGGAGCGGUUCCUCAAGCAAGAGCCAGACAAUGACGAGGAAAUAGACAUUAUCAACGUUGCUGAGCCUCUGAAAAUAAACAUUAAAAAGGAACCAGAGGAGAAGCAAGAGGAAGCAAAGUUCUACUUGGCACCCCAACCUACAUCAGAGUUUGUGCGCGAGACAGUGGAGCAGAUAGGAAUUUCCUUUCAGCCUGUAGAGCUGCACAAGAACGUCUAUGCGUCCGUAAUAGAAGAUAUGGUUUUAAAGGCCACAGAGCAACUGGCAAGUGAUAUACUAAGAGAAGCUUUGGCAGUUGGUUACCAAGCAGCACCUCACAGCAGGACUCCAAGAGAGAUCACCGUGAUGAAUAUUCACCAAGCCAUCUGUAACAUUCCCUUUCUGGACUUCCUCACAAACAAGCAUAUGGGAAUAUUGAGUGACGAACAGUGAUCUGGACUGGAAAGCAACAUGAACAGCAGAAUAAAGUUCUUGGCACAAUCCCAUUGUGUUCAAAUAAAUAUAUAUUUUAGUGUUUGGUUUAGGCUACCUUGAAUACUACAAAUUAGUGUUUCAAAUUUUACAAAAAGAGAGAAAGCAUAAAUCUUAAAAAAAAGACCUGUUCCAAAUUCAGCUGCCUAAUUUCAUUAGCAGUUGCUCCUAGGUGAGCUACCUGCGAAAAUUAUGAUAGCACAUUAGAUCAUGGCCUAGACUGCUGGACUCCUGCUUUAUCAAGGAAAUGAUUCAUUGCAUAGGGCUCAGUUAGUGUAAUUCAGAAAUAAAUGCAAGCUUCCUUAAUUCUCUUUGGAGCAUAGCUUCCCCUGACAUUGGUUGUUAAUUGUAAUGAUGGUUAAUGGAAACAAGCCAAAUUCAACCUAUAGUUAAUGAAGCUGGCUUGUUUUCACUUUCCAUCAGUUGGGCAAUAUGUGAAGCUCUGGUUAGUCUAGGACAGAAACGAAAGCUUCUGAUAUCCUUGCUGUUGCACCAGAGGAAGGAAAGCAUACAAGCCCCAUGAGAGGCUUGUUCUUGUAACACUAGACCAGGCUUCUUCAACCUUGGCCCUCCAGAUGUUUUUGGCCUUCAACUCCCAUGAUCCCUAGCUAGCAGGACCAGUAGUCAGGGAUGAUGAGAAUUGUAGUCUCAAAACAUCUGGAGGGCCGAGGUUGAGGAAGCCUGCAUUAGACCAUGACUGAGCAUUACAUACCAAUACAACCAAUGAGUGGCUUAGGUGUAUAGAAAGGCAGCAAAUUCUGUUACGGUGUAAGAUGACAUAAUGAAACAUGGUAAGAAGAAGUCUAGACUAGGUUGAAAGCUUAUCCAAGUUGACAAAUAAUCCAAAAUUGGCUCUUGGAAGGAAGUUGUUGCCAACCCUCAAAUCACAUACCUAAUUUUUCAUUUAUGCUGCGAAAAUAAUAUUCUGUCCACCCCCUACCCAUAGACCACAAUUGGAUCCUACUUGACCAGUAAAAAAACAAAACUUAAGUUAUAGCAUACUGAGUUUUCCUCUAAUUUUUUGCUGAGUCAGUUCAAAUCUUGUUUUAUUUUCUGAUUUUAAAAUCUUCAAUUGUGAGGAGACAUUUGUUUGAAUUCCAGAUAAUAGGAAUUGUUUAGCCCACAUUAAAGUAUGUAAUUGGAAUAUAAUAGCUUCUCUAGGAGAAUACUUUCUCCGAAAUUUGUUGGUUUUCAUGUAUGUGGCUCUUAGGCUAUUAGGGCACAAGGAAGUACAGUUUUUAAAAGAUUUUUUUUU
Podarcis muralis (Common wall lizard) is the source of this 5711-nucleotide messenger RNA. RefSeq names its product YEATS domain containing 2 (gene YEATS2). Lineage: Eukaryota; Metazoa; Chordata; Lepidosauria; Squamata; Lacertidae. Gene Ontology annotation, biological process: regulation of DNA-templated transcription. The record is from RefSeq and is a predicted model, not a curated record.